AUGCCCACCUGCAGUACCUGUUUACUUUAUUGCCAUACUCCACUCGAAUUCCAAUACUUUACCUCUGUCUUCAGAAUUCUCCUGCAAGGCACCGUACAACCACCCAAAGGAGCUACUGAACAUUCUCCAGAACCCCAUCCUUCCAACCGCGAGAUAGCAACCACUUGCACGUCCACAGCUAGCAUGUCUUCAAUGGUCCCCAAGAUAUCUUUCUCAAUCUCAGGUCCGAGUCGGUAUGGGCAUGCGACCUCCCCAAUGGCGAGCUCAAACAUCAUCACUCCCACAAACCACAUCUUAUUCUUCGCACCAAACGCAGUCAUAGGCCAACUAGGUGCGGUACAGAAAUUCAGAAAUCAAGACCUCGGCCUUCCAACCCCGUUGUUGCAUAUGGAGACGUGGUUUACGAUUCCAUGGAUGACUGUGCCGUUGCAUACGAUUGCGUACCCAAUUCCAAACGGGGUGUUGGGUGCCAUACCACUUCGCCAUACGGGAGAGACAUGUCAUAUGAUUGAUCUUGCUACAGUCACUGGGGACAUCUCUGGACAGAAUCGGGGGCCGGCUCAAACAGCAGCUCAACCUCAACCGCAACCUCAGGCCCAGAUGACGCCUCAGGUAUCAUCAACGCUUCGCGCCCAAACUCCGCUCUUCCAGUACAUGUUUGCCCAAUCCUACUCAGCAAAUCAACAGCACACCCCUACCGGACAUGAGACUACUACCUCCACUCCAGUACAGUCAGGAGGACAGGGACAUUUUCCCACCGCCGCGGGAACAGUGCAAAACAAUAACAAUACCAACAGAAUUACGUCCGGGCCAACGCUUCCACCGACACAGUAUGUGCCCGCUGAUCUUGGUAAUGGGAAUGUUGCGUGGCAGCCGCGGUCGUUGAAUAAUUCUAAUGGGUGGAGUGGUUGGAAUGGGACGGAGCAGUGGUGA
Molecule: messenger RNA, 933 nt
Organism: Paracoccidioides lutzii Pb01
Exons: 2
Coding region: 1-933 (310 amino acids)
Source: RefSeq, a predicted model, not a curated record